UUUUUAGCAUUUCAUUUGUAUUUUUGAAAGAAAAAAAAAAGUGGAAGAGCUAAAAAAGUAUAGUGAUAUACACAAAUUAUAUUAGUAAAAAAGAUCAAAAAUUGACAAGAGCAAUAAGCAAAUCAAAUAAAAAAAAGAUGGGUAGAGCUCCUUGUUGUGAGAAAAUGGGACUGAAGAAAGGGCCAUGGUCUCCUGAAGAAGACAACAUUCUCAUAUCUUACAUUCAAAAUAAUGGGCAUUCCAAUUGGCGUGCCCUCCCUAAACUUGCUGGACUAUUGAGAUGCGGAAAGAGUUGCAGACUGCGAUGGACUAAUUAUUUGCGUCCAGAUAUAAAGAGAGGAAAUUUCACCAAAGAAGAAGAAGACACCAUAAUCAAGCUUCAUGAAAAUCUUGGCAAUAGAUGGUCCGCAAUAGCAGCAAGAUUACCAGGACGAACAGAUAAUGAAAUAAAAAACAUUUGGCACACCAACUUAAAGAAAAAGCUGAAGAAUUAUCGGCCUUCUCAAAAUUCCAAAAGACACUCCAAGAUUAAUCAUGUUUCCAACAAGGGUCCUACAACUUCUGAAUCCUCCAAUAAUUCUGAUUUUAGUACUAAUAAUAGUACAAGUACUAAACAACACAUUAAAAUUGCCCCUAACUCACCACAACUUUCAUCUAGUGAAAUCUCAAGUGUGACAUUAGUUGUUGAUGAUAAUCAAAUGGUGAUUAUAAAGGAAGAAAAAAUAGAGUCAUCGUCGUUGGAGUAUUUCCCCAAGAUCGAUGAGAGUUUUUGGACAGACGAAUUAUCAACGGAGAAUAAUAUGGUUGUUGGUCAUGAUCAAGAAAUACAAGUGAGGGAAGAAAAUGUGGACAUAUUUACUACUAGUUCAAAAAUGGAGGAGGACAUGGACUUUUGGUACAAUGUUUUCAUAAAGACAGGGGAUUUGCCAGAAUUACCAGAAUUUUGAGGGGUCUAUUUUGAUUGUUAUGUAAAUUUGAGAUUAAUUAGUGGUAUUUCUAGCUAAUAGGUUUUUUUUAGGAAUUUUUGGAGUUGGCAAGUUUGAAAUUUUCUGUUUGUUUAAUCUUGACUAGUAUUAUUUAGAGUGGACCCAAAAAACAAUAAAAAUAAUUCCAAGUUGGGACCAUUAGCUAG
Molecule: messenger RNA, 1132 nt
Organism: Solanum stenotomum
Lineage: Eukaryota; Viridiplantae; Streptophyta; Magnoliopsida; Solanales; Solanaceae
Product: transcription factor MYB4-like
Exons: 3
Coding region: 138-947 (269 amino acids)
Source: RefSeq, a predicted model, not a curated record